Messenger RNA from Linnemannia hyalina, 3411 nucleotides. The record is from the annotation of a GenBank genome assembly. Lineage: Eukaryota; Fungi; Mortierellomycota; Mortierellomycetes; Mortierellales; Mortierellaceae.
AUGUCCAACUACGCAUCGUCUUCGAUGAGCUCACUUUCUACUCUCUCAGCAACUUCCAACGUCUCGCCCAUGUUAAGUCCCAGUCCUUCAAACAUCUCGUUGUACGCGACAUUGCCCAGGAGCCCCCUGCGCAAAACCGCAACUGGAGGCCAACACCCUUUGGCGACAGUAUCGACAUUCGAGUCAGACCCAGCAACAGCAAUCAACGAGGCCACUGAGAGUGUCGAGGCGGAUAAGUCUUGCACAGAUACUCAACAGCCAACAGUCGACUCAUCAGCAGCAAAAGCACCGUCGACCCUGAAUGAGAGCAUCCAGUUAUCUUUGAAAGUCGCUGCUCCCAGUCUGAAGGACACGUCAUUGGACCAUCCCAAGAGCCGUCUCCUCAGUGAGGGACAACGGCAAACUGGAUCGUCUAAUAUAGACAAGAAACAGGAGGACUUAAGGGUACUAAAAAGCGCUGUUCUUUCAGGAUCUCAUAACAUCCUGAUGCUCCAAAUCAAGGCCGGUACCCAGAGCAGGAAUCUCGAAAUGGCCGCCGCUGUCGAACUAGGCGAUAACCAGGAGACCAGCGAUCCGGAUUGGGAAAGUGUUGCCGUGACAUCUGGAGACACUCAACCUCUGUCCCCUCUCACCGCCUCAUACCCAGUCUCGAUUCAUUGUCCUCUGGCCCCUUCCAGCACAUCAGUCGAUACCUCUGCCGAUGAAAGCACCCCAACUGAGUCGGUCGCUGAAUCAGAGCCGCAAACACAAACGCUUGCAGAGACUACGCGAACGACAGCUACACCCUCGCCAACAGGAGCAACCACUGUCACGGCGCCAUCUGAACCAAAACGGGAGUUUGAGAUGUGGAUGCCACCACCACCCAGACCACGACAGACACAGGACACCCAUCGAGCUCAGCCCCAACCCCAGCACCAUUCUCGACUUCAUUUCCCUCGACUCUUGAAACAGCGCUCGUUCAACUUUCCUUUUACAACGUCUUCAUCAUCGGCUUCUGGUACUUCCUCGUUGCAGAGUGGAUCUGGUGCUAACCCAGCUUCGAGGGCAUCAGUCGAUGGCGGCUCUUCCUCGCAGGCAGCAGGGUCAAGGUCAGAGGGUCAGGAUCGGGCAGAACGAACGUCGUCAUGUGAUAUCCCUCGCCCUGUUGGACCACCAGAUCCUAUCCCGCCGCACUACCAGCAUCUUCAAAACCGCCAGAACCGGAGAAGUUCCUCGUUCCGUCGACGGUCACACGCCGGAGAGCUGGAGCGGUUCUCACCUGGAUGGGUCGUCGUGGAGAACUCUCAUCAGGGUAGUGGCCAAACAGGAGGAGCAACGUCGCCCACUAGGGCUUCUAUGAGCGACGAUCAAGCGGCGGCGGCUACUUCUACGGAGGCGCAUCAGCGACGGAGCUCAGCAACUACAUCUCGUCGUCAUGUGUCCUUGGGAGUACAGCCUCACUUGACGUCCAUGUGGGGUCGUCUGUUGACGUCCAUUCUUCCUUCAGGAAAUGACCAUCAUCAGCAUGCGCAGGAUACCGACAGCGCACCUCUCAGGGACCGGGACAACUCUGCAGCAGCAUCAGCACUUCCGUUGAGUGGAGAUGUCGACCCGUACCUGCAACAACAGCGCCUGCUCUUGACACCUCUGAGCCAGCAACAGCAGAUCCACCCUCUCUACCAACAACAGCUGUUCUUCUAUGCAGAUGAAGUCGUGAGCGAACCUACGCGACGAAUUUCAGAGUCGUCGGAUCCUCCCUGUUUCCAAUCAGGUUCCGAGGACGCCUCUAACAACCAGCCAAGGCGGUCUAUGGCCAGCGAGAGUCUCCGAAGUUCAGAUUCCCUUUCAUUCUUCCCAGCCCUGGCCCACAAUGCACAUCUGCAAGGAGAACUUGCCCAAGAAGACGGUCGUGAGAGUCUAGAGAUGAGCUCAUCGGACUCGGGAGUCUCCAUGAGACCCGAUUCGUUUUUCGGUCCGGCUGUUGUUGUGGGUAGCGACACUAUCCUGUCACCGAGGUCAUUGUCAGCGGAUGGCAAGAUCCCCGUCUCUAGUCUGGCAUUGUCGCAGCCUCCUUCUUACUGGGAGGCCGAAAUCAAGUACAAGGGUUGGCCCAAGAUUGUGCCCCGCCCCGAGCUAGGUCAAGAAGCUCUACCCCGGAGGACGUUUGCUCAUCUUCGCGGUACGGCGUUAAGGUUAUACGCUGUCGAUAUGGAAGACGUGCCCCGACUCCAUGUCCGCAACAUCAGUCUCCAACUUGCGAAAUGUGAGAUUGCGACCGACUACAAGCAACGACCCAACGUGAUCCGAAUCCGAGCCUGCGAUCGUACUGUUUUGAUCGAGUGCAAGGACAGGGUUGAUGCCUUGACCUGGUUGGAGCACUUGCAGGCCGCUGCCAACAUUGCGACCAGUCUUGAGGAUAGGUCUAUGCCAAAGUUUUAUACCUUGCCUCGAGCUCCGCCACAGUCCCAACAUCAGCAACAGAGCAGUCGAUCUGCGGCGUCGUCGAAUGCACAGUCGAGCGGUGCUGGGUCGAAUGUCUCUGCACGGAACCAUCAACAAACUCCUCAGCCACUGCCGCCAGUUCCGCCAUUGUUGGCACAGCAGCAGCAGCGUCGUGCGUCUGUGGUGCCGAUGGUUGCUUCUCCUCGUAGCAGCACUGAAGUGGAUGCAGGCGCAGGUUCUGAGCGUCGAGUUCGACGAUCGAGAAGUGGUGGACUCUUGGCGACGACAACGACAACAACACGGUCAGAGCGGAAUUCUUCAGACCAAGAAAGAAGGAGGAGGGAUCGACGAAGCAACAACGCGUUGAGUGACGAGGCGGUACUACGGAAUGUUCUCCAUGCUCUGGGUCAUACGCCGGAAUUGAACUCGGGCUCCUCACCUUCGACGGAUGAGAAUGAGGUUGAUGAGGAAGAUGACAGUGAGGAUGAUGAGGAUGACGGUCAGGCCACGGAUGUUGAGGCGUAUCCUUCUUCUGCGGCUUCCAUGACUGCAGCGGCGGUUGCGGCGCAAGGGUCAGUGAGGCUUAGGAGAUCGGCUGGGCAUCGGUGUGGUGGCACCUGUCAUCAUCAUCACAGCCACAGUCGCAGCCACAGACACCGGGGUCACCACCACCAUGACCAUAAUAUGACGGAUGCUGUUGCGGACGGUCCAGCUAUGGUCAGUGUUAUUGCGACGGAUGAUGAAGGAGGUCAUCCUCCUGCUGGUGGAAGGCGGAGUGAGGGUCAUUCGGGUCUAGAGACACCUACAUCGACGCGUGGUCUUCCUCGACUUGUGACUUCGCCCAGCGCACAGACUGCAACACGCCAGCAGCAAAGGGCGAGUUGGAACAGGAGGCUGUUUGGAGGUCUCUGGAAUCAUCACCAUGAAUCUUCCUCUUCGCAGCAGCAGCAGCAGCAACAUACUCCCGAGCCUUUGACCGCUGCAACCUAA